Molecule: messenger RNA, 1134 nt
Organism: Coniophora puteana RWD-64-598 SS2
Lineage: Eukaryota; Fungi; Basidiomycota; Agaricomycetes; Boletales; Coniophoraceae
Exons: 8
Coding region: 1-1134 (377 amino acids)
Biological process (GO): regulation of DNA-templated transcription
Cellular component (GO): nucleus
Molecular function (GO): transcription cis-regulatory region binding; DNA-binding transcription factor activity
Source: RefSeq, a predicted model, not a curated record
AUGAGUUUGCCCGGCCCUGAGCACGCUGCGAACCCUGAUCAUGCCCAUAUGCUGGCGAAUAAAUGGAUGAAUGCCAGCAAGCUGGCAGAACUCGUCAAAACAGAAGGCAAUUGUUGCUCACUUGUUACAGGUCUUGUGUAUAAGAAAGGCAAAUUCUCGGCGAUAGAAGAGCAACAAGUCAAAGCUGCCAUUGAGAAUUACAGAAACAGUCGCGGAAUGAACGAUGAGCAGAUCUUGGAAAUUAUUUUUCAGAAAAACGAAAAGAUGAAAGACAAUGUCUUUUGGUCGGAAAUCACAUCGUCAGUCCCUCAGCGGCCUAUCAUAGCUGUUUACCACUACGUGCGAAGAGCGUAUCACCCGAAGAAACACCAGGGAAAAUGGUCUCCAGAAGAGGAUGGUCUCCUGAAACAAGCAGUGACAGACUUAGGGCAACAGUGGGAGAAAGUUGGCGAAGUAGUUGGUCGCAUGUCUUCUGACUGUCGCGAUCGGUACCGAAACCACAUUGCUCAUCGAGACAUUCGGGUCAGCGGCCCUUGGACCAAGGAGGAAGAAGACGAGCUCACGAAAAUUGUCACUGAGAUGACGGUGCACCAAGGCAAAGAUAUUGAUAAUGACGUUUUUUGGGGCGUUGUCAGUGAAAAAAUGGGCAACAAACGAGGCCGCCAACAAUGUCGUAUCAAAUGGACCGAUGCGUUGAGCAAGACAGUCAAGAAUGAAGGGCAGCGACCUCGAUGGAGUCCAAAGGAUGCCUAUAUUCUCGUCCACAAAGUUGAUUCUCUCAAUGUUCGCGACGAUACAGAGAUAGAUUGGAAGACGCUGUCGGAUCCAGACUGGAAUCUAUGGAGCGCACAUUCUUUGCAACGACGUUGGCUUACGAUGAAGAGAGGGAUUAAAGGAUUUGAGGACAUGACACACCAAGAAAUCAUGGAUAUUCUCCGAGUUAAGAAGGCUCAUCUUCCUCCUUCGUCUGCCUCUUCACGGAAACGCAAGGUCAUCAGUGCACCCAACAUUGACGAUGGAGAUACAAACGGUGGUGAUCAGACCAGCGUGGCGGGCGGCAGUGAGGCGGGUCCUAGCACAUCCCGGAGGGGGACUGGUGGCGACCACGGAGACUCAUCGUCAGACUCGGAGUAA